AUGGCUGGCGAGAAGAAAAAGGGCCAGCCCAGCAACGCCGGAAUCAUCACCGACAAGGGCGGCGAGCGCUUCAUCCCCGAGUCUCAGCGUGCCGAUGGCAGCACCCGCAAGGCCAUCAAGAUCCGCCCCGGUUUCCGCCCUACCGAAGAUGUCGAGGUCUACAAGAGCCGGGCAGCCGAGGCUCGCGCCGCGCGCGGCGUCCCGGGGACCGUCGGUCUGAGCGAUGACAAGGCCGAUGCCUCAGCCGCAAGCGCCAAGAAUGCGAAGCGGCGCGAGGCACGAAAGAAGGCCAAAGCCGAAGCCGACGACGGCGAAGAGGGCGUGACCGAGAAGAAGAACGCGGAACCGCCGAAGGAAGUCGUCGAGGAGGUCGAUCCUGAGGUGGAACGUGCCAAGAAGGCGAGGGCACUAAAGAAGAAGCUGCGACAGGCAAAUGAGUUGCAGACCAAGAAGGAGGGCGGCGAGGCACUGCUGCCGGAGCAGAUCGCCAAGGUGAUCAAGAUCAACGAGCUUAUACGGGAGCUGGAAGCACUCGGUUUCGAUGCCGAUGGCGAGCCUAAGACUGGCGCCUUGCCAGCAGAGGAGAAGGCCGAGGAGAAGGCCGAAGAGAAAGUCGAGGAGAAAGCCCAGGGCUGA
Messenger RNA from Verticillium dahliae VdLs.17, 636 nucleotides. RefSeq lists its product as uncharacterized. The record is from RefSeq and is a predicted model, not a curated record. Gene Ontology annotation, molecular function: RNA binding. The coding region runs from base 1 to 636 and encodes 211 amino acids. Gene Ontology annotation, cellular component: exon-exon junction complex; cytoplasm. The transcript has a single exon. NCBI's taxonomy places the organism in Eukaryota, Fungi, Ascomycota, Sordariomycetes, Glomerellales, Plectosphaerellaceae. Gene Ontology annotation, biological process: exon-exon junction complex disassembly.